Molecule: messenger RNA, 2290 nt
Organism: Papilio polytes (common Mormon)
Lineage: Eukaryota; Metazoa; Arthropoda; Insecta; Lepidoptera; Papilionidae
Product: zinc finger protein 2-like
Exons: 5
Coding region: 475-2184 (569 amino acids)
Biological process (GO): regulation of transcription by RNA polymerase II
Cellular component (GO): nucleus
Molecular function (GO): DNA-binding transcription factor activity; RNA polymerase II cis-regulatory region sequence-specific DNA binding; zinc ion binding
Source: RefSeq, a predicted model, not a curated record
AACGCGACGUACUAUGGGAGUUGAGUUGAACUGCCCGGUGACACGCGAUUCACAUAAGUCAUACCCAUCACUACUACAAAAUAAAAGGAGGAAUUUAACAUAAAACUAGAUACUAUAGUAAUUUUAUAAAUGCGAAAGCUUAGAUAGAUGGAUGUUUUUGUUUGUUGUUUUUUUUUAUCAAAUUGCUGAAUGAAUCUGGGAGAAUACACGGGCUUUUAAUUUUUUUCGUUUUCGCGUUUACGGAGUUGCGGGGAAAGCUACAAGGUUUUACAUGUUUUUUUUAUUUACAAAAAAUAACGAAUCCGUUUUUUUCUCAACAAAUCAAAGAAUCGAUUUCAACAUUCGCUCUAUAAUUUAAUUGCAUCUGUGCAUUAACUGUCAGUUCAGUUUGACAGUAUAAUUUUGGUAUAAUUUGUUUAUUUACUAGAAAAACGUAAAAAAUUAAACAACCCGUAUAUAACAAAUGUUAUAAAAAUGGAAAAAAGAUACGGCAAAUGUCGAUUUUGUGUAGAAAAAGGGGAGCAUCAAGAUCUUUUUACGGAAUAUUUGUCUAACGGCAAUAAAGAAAUCUAUAUGGACAUCAUUAUGGAUUGUUACAAUAUAUACUUAUCAACCAAUACAACGCAGAGUUCCCUGAUCUGUUCAUCAUGUGUAGAACACCUCAGGAAUGCGAACAAAUUCCGUAUGAUGAUAUUAGACUCGGAACAACAACUUUUAAAUGCAAUUACAGAUAAAGAAACAGUUUUUAUAAAUGUUCCAGCAAGUUCUCAUCCUUUAGAAGAGUUUGAAAGCAUAAAGACAGAGGAUAUUAUCGAUGUGAAAAUUGAGAAUGAGGACCAGGAGUCUAUGGAUUUUGAUUCAGAAUAUUUUGCGGAUAAUAUUGAAGAUAUUUGUGAUAUUUCAACAAAAGAUAUAGAAUCAGAGGUACUUUUAACUCCAGAAGCAGCGCUUAUAGCCAGGUUCCCGAGGAAUGAACUAAAACUACCAACACGACAAUCUUUAAAAACAACAUGCCCUGAAUUCUUCAAACAUCUCGAAAUGUUAAAAGAUAAAAUAGUCUUACCUAGAAUGAUAGCAAAACUUCUAGAAACAGAUCCAUCUCCGGUUAAAAAAAGGAAACUCUAUAUAUCCGAGAAAAUGGGUUAUUUAUUGAACGCAGCGUUAUUACUAGAGAAUAGUAACGCUACACCGUUCAAAAACAGAAAUUGUUCCGGAUUCCCGUGUUAUUAUUGUAGAAAAUUAUAUGAAAAUUUGGAUAAAUUACGUGAACACAUAAAACAACAUAAGAAAAAAGAAAUAAAAAAGAUACUAUCAACUUUUGGUGCGGAAUAUUUCGUAGUUUACGUCGACGUUACUGAUUUAAAAUGUACAAUAUGUGAUGAAAAAGUGUUAAAUUUGAACGAUUUAAAAACGCAUCUAAUAAAAAAACAUAAUAAAAAAUAUAAUAAUGAAUACACAGAUAGGGUUAUACCUUUCAAGUUAUCAGAAGAUAAUAUAUUCGAGUGUCAAGUUUGUGGUUUUAAUUUCGAGACUUUCGGUUCUAUAGAACGUCAUAUGAAUGUGCAUUUCAGGAAUUAUGUGUGCGAGGAAUGUGGUUCCGGCUUCAUAACUAAAUAUAGACUUCGAGUUCAUACAAAAUCAUUACAUGAAUCUGGUAAUUAUCCUUGUGAGAUAUGUAAAAAGGUAUAUACAACUGCACAGAAGUUGAAAAACCAUAUAUCAGCUGUGCAUAUGAGUUUAAAAAGGUUUAAAUGUCCGCAGUGUCCGGAAAGAUUCUCUGAAUAUUUUAAAAGACAUAAACAUUUAGUUGACGUCCAUGGUAUGACUCCGUUGAAAUACAAAUGUAAUGUUUGUGAUAAAUCAUUUGAUAGAAGAUAUUCUUUGUCUCGACAUUUAAAAAGAGAUCAUUUAGAAGAGAGGGAUUUUCAUUGUGACUUAUGUACUUAUUCAUGUUUUACAAAUAAUGAAUUGCGAGUACAUAUGAUAAAACAUAAUGGUGAAAGAAUUUAUGAAUGUACUGUGUGUAAAAAGUCAUAUGCGAGGAAAAAAACAUUAAAAGAACAUAUGAGAAUACAUAAUAAUGAUAGAAGGUUCGCUUGUGCUGUUUGCGGACAGGCUUUUGUACAAAAAUGUAGUUUAAAAGGUCAUAUAAAGACGCACCAUUUAGAAUAUAGUAUGCAGUGAGUUCUAGAACAUUCUCAUAACUCAAAUAAUAUUAAGGUUAUACAGAAAUUAGUAUUGUGUUAACAAUCUUGAAAUGUUUGUAGAGAUAGUAUAGAAAUAAAAUAGU